Penicillium daleae is the source of this 1047-nucleotide messenger RNA. RefSeq lists its product as uncharacterized. NCBI's taxonomy places the organism in Eukaryota, Fungi, Ascomycota, Eurotiomycetes, Eurotiales, Aspergillaceae. The record is from RefSeq and is a predicted model, not a curated record. Bases 1 to 1047 code for a protein of 348 amino acids. The transcript has a single exon.
AUGAAGUUGGUGGUGUACGAUGACCUUCCCAGUCCGGGUGUCCAUCAUCAAUCCCACAACUCGCUCUCGUCGUGGAUUGGAGAAGGCCGGCACCUCGCCUCGCAAGCAUCUAGGCGAGCAAGUAUCUCCUGGAAGAGACAGACGGCGGCACCGUUAAAGAUUAGCGCUCCGUCAGACUUUCGCCGAGUCCAACCGUUUCAACUCGAGCCGUCGCCGACAAAAUUUCAACCUCUCCAACUCAGUAUACACCGAUCUGGUAAUCGGUUAUCAGAUCUUCCUUCCUUUGAUUCCUUCGAGGUGGUCGAGAAUAGCCAACGUAUGACGCUGGCCGUCCCACCGCGUGCUCGUUCCCCGACUGAAAUUCGAUCUCGACGGUGUCAGUCCAGCGAGGCUCGAUUCUCCGUGUCUCGCAAGCCGGUCGGUUCUGCAAAUCGCCGGUCGCUUGCGAAUCUAGAAGAGCCUAUUGAAACGAUUCAGUCGGUUCGUAUUGCAAGUGCUCUGAUACCACACUUCUGUUCUGUCGUUCCAGUCGAACGUCCUCUACCAGAAGAGCCGAUGCCACCUCAAACCUUUGCAUCCACCAUUCCUGCUGUCCCUACCAUUCCUACUCAUGUCAGGUCAAGGUCCGAGGAAAGCAACAUCACCAUGGACACCGAGCUGUCCAUCCAUGUCAGCAACGAGGUGUCGGGAGACGCCGCUCAAACUCCCCCAUCUUCGAAACAUGGCGAUGCAGACGAGCCAUCGUUCAAGGAUUCACCAUCCACAGUCAGCUCACGUACCAUGCCAUCUCGGAUCUCCUCCUUGCAUCGUCCUUCCACUGCGGAGAACCGCAGGACUAUCGCUUCAGUACCACUUCCCAGUCGUGUGACUCAGUGGAUGUUCCCCAGCAAGCCAUCUGGACCCAACCAAGUCUCACUUGCGGGCGAGAAUGGGUUUGAUUGGGAGAGAACCCGCACUCUGAGCGGUACCACCGUCAACUCAACUAUCACGACUGUCCAGGGGGUGCAAGAGCGCGAAGACCCAAUGCUUCAGUCUCCAGCACUUUGA